Ictidomys tridecemlineatus (thirteen-lined ground squirrel) is the source of this 4368-nucleotide messenger RNA. The record is from RefSeq and is a predicted model, not a curated record. Lineage: Eukaryota; Metazoa; Chordata; Mammalia; Rodentia; Sciuridae.
AAAAAUAUUCAAGAGAUCUGCAGAUCCCAGCUCGUGGGAUGCAGCACUCUAGGAUGGGGAGGAUGCAGGGCGGAGCUCGAGGUCACGUGACUGACUAGAUCCGCCCCGCCCCCUUGCAGCUGAAGACAUCCCCUCCCGCAGUGACAGAGCCUCUGGAUCUGUGGUCGGUAGAGUUUCUGCACCUCGCGCCCCAGCAGGUUGUUGACAUUGGAAGAAGAAAAUAAACAGAAAAGGAAGGAGAAAGAAAGGGAGGAAGAAAAGGUAAAUUAACAUGAUGGAUUUCUCCAAGCUACCCAAAAUAAUCGAUGAAGAUAAAGAAAGCACAUUUGGUUAUGUUCAUGGGGUCUCAGGGCCUGUGGUUACAGCCUGUGACAUGGCAGGUGCAGCCAUGUAUGAGCUGGUAAGAGUGGGUCACAGUGAGUUGGUUGGAGAGAUUAUUCGAUUGGAAGGUGACAUGGCUACUAUUCAGGUGUAUGAAGAAACUUCUGGUGUAUCUGUUGGAGACCCUGUACUCCGAACUGGAAAACCUCUCUCCGUUGAGCUUGGUCCUGGCAUUAUGGGAGCCAUUUUUGAUGGUAUUCAAAGACCUUUGUCAGAUAUCAGCAGUCAGACCCAAAGUAUCUACAUCCCCAGAGGAGUAAAUGUGUCUGCUCUUAGCAGAGAUGUUAAAUGGGAUUUUACACCAUGCAAAAACCUACGGGUUGGUAGCCAUAUCACUGGUGGAGAUAUUUAUGCAAUUGUCAAUGAGAACUCACUCAUCAAACACAAAAUCAUGUUACCCCCACGAAACCGAGGAACUGUCACUUAUAUUGCCCCACCUGGGAAUUAUGAUACCUCUGAUGUUGUCUUGGAGCUUGAAUUUGAAGGUAUAAAGGAGAAGUUCAACAUGGUCCAGGUAUGGCCUGUUCGUCAAGUUCGUCCUGUCACUGAGAAGCUGCCAGCCAAUCAUCCUUUGCUGACUGGCCAGAGAGUCCUUGAUGCCCUUUUUCCGUGUGUACAAGGUGGAACUACUGCUAUCCCUGGAGCUUUUGGCUGUGGAAAGACAGUGAUAUCACAGUCUCUCUCCAAGUAUUCCAAUAGUGAUGUGAUCAUUUAUGUAGGAUGUGGUGAAAGAGGAAACGAGAUGUCUGAAGUCCUCCGGGACUUCCCAGAGCUCACUAUGGAAGUUGAUGGUAAGGUAGAGUCAAUCAUGAAGAGGACAGCUUUAGUAGCCAAUACCUCCAAUAUGCCUGUUGCUGCUAGAGAAGCCUCUAUUUAUACUGGCAUUACACUAUCAGAAUAUUUCCGUGACAUGGGCUACCAUGUCAGUAUGAUGGCUGACUCUACCUCGAGAUGGGCCGAGGCCCUUAGAGAAAUCUCAGGUCGCUUAGCUGAAAUGCCUGCAGAUAGUGGAUAUCCUGCAUAUCUUGGUGCACGUCUGGCUUCUUUCUAUGAGCGAGCAGGCAGAGUGAAAUGUCUUGGAAAUCCUGAAAGAGAAGGAAGUGUCAGCAUUGUAGGAGCAGUUUCUCCACCUGGUGGUGAUUUUUCUGAUCCAGUUACAUCUGCUACUCUUGGUAUUGUUCAGGUGUUUUGGGGAUUAGAUAAGAAACUAGCCCAACGUAAGCAUUUCCCCUCUGUCAACUGGCUCAUCAGCUACAGCAAGUACAUGCGUGCAUUGGACGAGUACUAUGACAAACAUUUCACAGAGUUUGUUCCUCUGAGGACCAAAGCUAAGGAAAUUCUUCAGGAAGAAGAAGACCUGGCAGAAAUUGUACAGCUUGUGGGAAAGGCCUCUUUAGCAGAAACUGAUAAAAUCACUUUGGAGGUUGCAAAGCUUAUCAAAGAUGACUUCCUACAACAAAAUGGAUAUACACCUUAUGACAGGUUCUGCCCAUUCUACAAGACAGUAGGGAUGCUGUCCAACAUGAUUGCAUUUUAUGAUAUGGCCCGUAGAGCUGUUGAAACCACUGCCCAGAGUAAGGAAAUUAUCACACAUUCUGAAAAUUAUUUUCCAAAGGUAAAUUGAAUUUUUAAUGUCUUUUUUCAGGAUCCAGUGAAAGAUGGUGAAGCAAAGAUCAAGGGUGACUAUGCACAACUUCUUGAAGAUAUGCAGAAUGCAUUCCGAAGCUUGGAAGAUUAGAAUUGUGAUUCCUUUCCUCCUAUUCCUCAGCAAGCUCAUAUGUGUAUAUUUUCUUGAAUUUCUCAUCUCAAACCCUUUGCUUCUUUAUUGUGAAGCUUUGAGACUAGUGCCUAUGUGUGUUUUCUUUUGUUUUGCUGUUUAUUUGGUAGGUCUUAUACAAAACAUUCCUUUCCUCCAGUGUUUGAAGGGCCUCCCUGAUACUUUAUCUGAAGUGGUGAAUGUAAUAAAUAUGAUAUACAAUGGCUACACUACUAUAAACCUGUAUGUAGGGCGAACUCCCUCCUUGUACUAGGUUUGCCCAUUCCUCAUCUCCAUUAAAUUGUAAACAGGACUCACUGCAUAUACUCUCUUUGAGUAGAUUUAGAAUGAAAGGCCAUAUUUUUAAACCUUUUGACAGGUACUUUGUGAAAUGACUUACUAUCUAUGUGGUCCACUUGCAGCUUAGCUUUUUACUAAGUAACUACUUUGCAGGAAAUGUUUUACUUUUAAAAAACUUUGAUGGUUAAUGUUCCAAUUAUGCAUUUCUUUCCCAGUAUAAAUCAGGAAUAUUUAUGGGAAGCUAUUGGGAACUACAUUGUUUUUAAAAAGAUAUUCAUGGAGCUCAGCAUAAUAUAUGAAUCAGUACCCUCUCAAAGCAUGAAAAAAAAGACAGGUGGUCAAACUUAGCUAACAUCAUCUUGUUAAACCAUACUUUAUUUAGCUAGGAAAAAUUCAGUAUCAAGGACUAUUAUAUACUAUAUUAAAUUACACUAAAACAAUCAUCGAAAACUUGAUCUAUAUUACAUACUUAUUUUCCUCAAACAUCUUGGAAGCCUAAGUCUUUAAGAAUCAUGUGGCAAUGGAUGAUAAGUAAAGUGCCACAGAUAAGAUACUUAGUAGUGGUUAAAGGCUGUUUGCCCCUUUAAGAACCAGCUGAGCUGUAGUGAUUCUUGGGGCCAGAGUGACAUUAUGUUUUUACAAAGUAAUAACAUGUCACACGCUUGCAUGUUUAUUUGCUUGUUGAAUUUUUGAACAACCAGUUUACCAAUUGUAGAGAAUAUUGCUUUCGUGGGUUUUUUUUCUGACUUGGAGUUUCUCAGAAUAUCUAUGGCCAUAGUAGUGUGACAGUUUCCAUUCUGUUUAAUAGGGAUGAAGUUAAUUCUUUUAUCUGCUGGUAACAGAAUCUGAGUCAUGUGAAAAAAAAGAUCAUUUCAUCCUAUCUUUUAAGAAUAUGUCUAAAAAUAAUAAAUCUCUGUGUUCGUAUACUAAGGCACGCUGCAGAACAGCACUGAGAGCAAGUUUCCCAUUUACUCUUUCUGACCAAUAGAGGUGGCACCAUUGCUUCCUUUUUGGGAAAAGGAAAGGGUGUACAUGAGCAUAUCUGAUGAUUUGAUACACAGUGUAAUAGCACAAAUAAAGUAUUUAUUUUAUGCUUCAGUAUGUUAUUUAAUUUUUCGAUAAUGCAUUUCUUUUGGUCUAUUAAAGAAAGAUGUGUUCAGUAGUGAAUUCAGGUAUAGUUUUGUGUAAAUCUUUGAAGAUUGCAUAUUUUCCAGUAGCCUGCUAUUCAGGAAAGAUAUUCUUCCAUAGAACUCUUUUUUUUAACCCUUCAGAAUAUUGACAGAUAAGAAUUAUGCAAUGAUUUGUUGAGAUGUGGACUUAAUGGUGCUGCUUAAUCAGUUUGCUUCCAAUGUAGGAGACUUCCUACCCACAGGUCCUAAGACUAGUGAAAAUUAAAAGGAUUUCAAAAACUUCUGUUAAAUCUACCAGCAAGCUAGGAUUGUGAUCAUAAUGAAUGACAUGAAGAAACUAAUUGACCAAGUAUGUUUUCUGUUGUACUGAAUUUGAAACAUGCAUUCUUCCUCCUUUUAAGAAUGUUGAUAUAUGAAUGUGAAGAUGAUUGAGAAACUAUGCUCAGAUAUUCAUUGUAAGUGUCCCUUCACAUAUAUGUUGUAGAAUUCCAAAUGAGUCACUGAUAGUAUUUCUUUAGUAAGGCUGUGUUAAAAUUACAGCAAUCUUUUAAAAAGAUUAUGCAGUUCUAUAUUUAUUGUGUUGUACCUCGUCCUAAGUGCAGCCAGUGAAACAAGUUUCAUAUGUAUUUUUCCAGUGUUAAAUCUCACACACUGUACCCUUUGGAAAUUUCCAUCUAUCCUAAAGAAUGAAUAGAAGAGGCCAUAUAUAUUGCCUUCUUAUCCUUGAGAUUUCACUAUCUUUAUGUUAAAAGUUAUGUAUAAUUAUUAAAAUCUAUGAAAGAAUAAAAUGGAUUUAAAUUA